GUUAGAGCAGCGGAGCUUUUUGAAAACGUUGGCGGCGGAGAAAACAAGAAGCUAGCGCUUUCAUCGACAUUUAAACAUUCAUACCACAGUACUUCCCAAGAUGCAGAAUAAGGAAAAUUAUGAGCCUCGAGGUUUCCAAGGAACGUACACAACUCCGAGCAUGGUGGCGGGUCCACAGCGCGUUCAGGUGAAGCCACGAGCAGAUUUGGACAAAAAUGCCAUCACAGGUCCUGGGAGGGAGCGUGUGGCCACAUCUUCAAGUGCAGUCGCAAAGAAGGUCUCCAUUGACGACUUUGACAUCGGUCGACCACUAGGAAAGGGGAAAUUUGGUAAUGUCUACCUUGCGAGGGUGAAGAAGCUGCAAGCCAUCGUAGCUCUGAAGGUUUUGUUUAAGUCACAGAUGGAAAAAGAAGGUGUGGAGCAUCAACUCAGGAGAGAGAUUGAGAUUCAGGCUCAUCUCAAGCACCCAAACAUCUUGCGCUUCUACAACUAUUUUCAUGACAGAAAGAGAGUGUUUUUGGUGCUUGAAUAUGCCCCACGGGGUGAAAUGUACAAAGAGCUUCAGAGGUGUGGAAGAUUUGAUGACCAGCGUACCGCUACAUACAUGGAGGAGAUAUCUGAUGCCCUGAUGUACUGCCAUGAAAAGAAAGUGAUUCACCGUGACAUUAAGCCAGAGAAUCUGCUUCUUGGCUAUCGGGGAGAGCUCAAAAUUGCAGAUUUUGGUUGGUCUGUUCACGCACCUUCUCUCAGACGUCGUACGAUGUGCGGGACGCUGGACUAUCUCCCUCCUGAAAUGAUUGAGGGCCACACCCAUAGUGAGAAAGUGGACCUGUGGUGCAUUGGGGUCCUCUGCUAUGAAUGUUUAGUUGGAAACCCACCUUUUGAAACUGCCAGCCACUCAGAAACAUACAAAAGGAUUAUGAAGGUGGAUUUGAAGUUCCCCAAAGUCAUCUCAGAUGGUGCACGAGACCUGAUCUCCAAGCUGCUCCGCCACAACCCCAUCGAUCGUCUCUCACUACAGAGUGUCAUUGACCACCCAUGGGUGCACUCAAACUCCCGCAGAGUCCUGCCUCCUUCCUGCCCCGCUAAGAAAUCCUGAGUCCAGUUCACCAAGGAGUCUUUAAUCUGCCCUUCACAAGAGACUUUCAGCAGAUGUUUCAGCUUGUUUCGGUUUCACUGCCACUCUCUGGCACAUUUUAUGAUGGGUGUACAUGGAUCCCCUUGAUUUUAUAUUGUACAGUGUGAUGUCAUUAUCUAUGUCUAGGUAUUUAGAGGUAUUUUGUGUGUUUUACAGUCUUUUUCUUCAAUAGCUUUUUAAAAUGUACACUGCUCUGUCUGAUAUUUCUCUCCGAUGGUGUUGACACCAAAGUGCUACUGCCUCAAGAUGAGAUAUUUUAAAGUUGUUUGUGGGUGAAUAUUAACUUAUUUUGCCCCAGGCUGUUCUUUAAAUUUCUAAUAAAUUUUCUUUAAGGA
This is a messenger RNA of Cheilinus undulatus (humphead wrasse), 1473 nucleotides long. It is a transcript of the gene aurkb, whose product is annotated as aurora kinase B. NCBI's taxonomy places the organism in Eukaryota, Metazoa, Chordata, Actinopteri, Labriformes, Labridae. Gene Ontology annotation, molecular function: ATP binding; protein kinase activity. The coding region runs from base 101 to 1099 and encodes 332 amino acids. Gene Ontology annotation, cellular component: spindle pole centrosome; spindle midzone; spindle microtubule. The transcript has 9 exons. The record is from RefSeq and is a predicted model, not a curated record. Gene Ontology annotation, biological process: mitotic spindle organization; regulation of cytokinesis; protein phosphorylation.